AUGUCUACCAGCCUAGAGAUUCCUCAGUCUGGACUGGCUCUCCGCUCAGGAGACCAGUCCGGAGAUCCUUCCAAGCCGAGUCAGAUCAUGCGGUUAAACCUGGUGCAGAGCACCCUCGAUGAUCUGAUUCAGAGCCUCCGGAAGGAUCAACCGGUCCGAGUCCGCCUAGGAAAACAUCCAUCGAUUCAUUAUGGGGGCAAAUCCCAAUCCUUCCAUGCGUAUCCCGAAACCCACCGAUCCGAGAUGUACCAUAGCUCCGACGAUAAACAAACCUUGUACUUUACGGGGGUCUUGAGCCAUAGUCUGGAGGUGGAAAAGGCUAAAAGUGCUACUGCGGCUACGGAUCAGGCCUUGGCCAAUCUGGAGGAAAGUCUGAAUGCAUUUGAGAGAGGAAAGGAGUCAAAAAAGACGCACAUUAUCUCUCACCCAGAUGAGCUGAAAGGGUUUCGGGGUUCCAAAUCGGGCCUCAAAGCUCCAUCAAGCAAAGUCGAACUGGAGAAAGAUAGAUUCCUCAAAGCUGCCCGCUCUUCUGCUUCUGCCAGUCCCACCUUCCCUCCCAAAUCUCCCUCUCUUGCCAUGGCUCCUACCUCAGCUCCGAUGUCGCAAGCCAAGGAUAACCCGAAGCUGGCUGCCCUCAAGAAGCCUUUGAUCCAUGUUCUGGCCAUUCGGGCUGUUUCCAUCCGGUAUCUCGCCCAAACAACUCGCUCCUUUUCCGAAGACUGCCUCAUUCUCGCCGAGAAGUACGGCCUCCAGCACCGCCUCGACACGACGAAGUACCACCUCAAGGACAAGUUUUACAAAGAUCUCGACGUUUGGGAAUUCAAGUUCCCUAGUGAGGAUGAUCGCAAAUCUGCCAUUGACAAUUGUAUUGGCGCCUUUGAUCGCAUGCGCCUGGAGCGGAGUGAUCCCGCCUGGCAGAUGAUUCUGCCCGAAGCCGAACGCGGCAAGGGGACCUGCCUCUCUCGUCUGAAGCUGCGCACUGCUCCUGCCAAGGUCGAUGCGACCACCAAAGCAGAUAAGAAGGAGCCCAAGAAGGAACCCGCCAAGGCAGGCGCGACUCAGAAGCCCCGUUCCUCGGACAAGCGGGUCAAGGCCAAGACCGCCAACAACACUACCCUCACUGGCCGUGUUACCAAGAAAACCGUUGCGAAGCCUGCUACUAAGGUCGACAGCAAGAUCAAGUCUGCUGAAUUUGUCAACAGCUCUGAUGACGACGAUGAAGAUGCGACCAUGUCUGACGCCCCGGCUCCCGCUCCCGCUUCCGCCCCCAAGAAGCCGCAAGGACACCAGCGAACUCCAUCCGCCACGAAGCCCCAGGCACCCAAGCCUCGUGCUGUCGAGACUCCAUCUGCUGCUUCCAAGGUCCCUAAGGCCGAGGCCCCGAAGCCCAAGCUCGAGCCAACCAAGCCAGCCACCAAGGUUGCAGCCUCCAAGCGCCCUCCGUCUCGUCCUUCCACCUCACCCCAGAAGCCGUCCCCUCUCGGCUCGUCUCCUCCUGCAAAUGCAUCAAAUACUACUGGUCGCAAUCGUUCCGACAGCCAGAACCAGUCCUCUGGAUCUUCCUCGUCUUCACCUCUGAUUGCUCAGUUGGCUCGCAACAAGGUCGCUCGUCCUGCUACCGUCGCCACCAAGCCUGCACAGACCAACGGUGUCAAGAAAGUGCCCGCUGCCAAUCCAUUGAAACGCAAGGCGGACUCUGACCGACUGUCUGCGCCCCACGCUACUGCUGGACGUCCCACCAGUGACCUGGAGGCCAAGCGUCGCCGUGCCGCCAGCCCCUCCAGCGGUGGAAGUACCGGCAGCGCAUCCCCUCCCAUGAGCCACGAUCUCCUGCGCCAACAGCUCCGCGAAAAAUCCCAGACAUUCAAGCAGUACUACACCAAGUACCGCUCCUUGCAUGACUCCCUGGCGGCCCUUGCCGACCCCGCGCCAGCUGACCUAGAGCGACUGCAGCGCCAGCACAACCGCCUGCGCCGCAUGAAGAAGGAGAUCUGGGACGAAGACCGGCAGCUCCGUGACGGCCUCCGCUCUUGA
Penicillium canescens is the source of this 2034-nucleotide messenger RNA. RefSeq lists its product as uncharacterized. The record is from RefSeq and is a predicted model, not a curated record. Lineage: Eukaryota; Fungi; Ascomycota; Eurotiomycetes; Eurotiales; Aspergillaceae. The transcript has a single exon. The coding region runs from base 1 to 2034 and encodes 677 amino acids.